AUGAAUGAAAGUCCGAUUGUCACAUACUGUUGUGAUUUGAAAGUAGUUCUCUUAGGUGAAUCGUCAGUGGGGAAGACGUCAAUCGUUACCAAGAUUUCUACAGGUAAGUUUCAGAAGGGUGCUGCUACAAUUGGUGCAGCAUUUACUACUAAACAAAUACAAUUCAAUGAAAUUGAAGAGAAUGGUGUAGAACAAUGCUUUAAGGUGAGUAUUGAAAUAUGGGAUACUGCUGGGCAGGAGCGAUAUAGAUCAUUGACACCCAUGUAUUAUAGAAAUACAGAUGUGGCAUUAAUAGUUUUUGAUCUUACGCAAGAAGCCAGUUUAAAGAAGGCGAGAAGUUGGAUUGAUGAAUUGAAAUCAUAUUUAGAUUCCUCUUCACGAAGAGAUAAACAUAUCUCGAUGAUAUUAGUUGCAAACAAAGUUGAUCUUGUGGCUAAAAAUGACGGAACCUUCGAUAUUAAUCAAUAUUUGGAGAAUUGGGAUAUACCAAGUGAAUAUCCAUUGAAGAUAGUAAGUGCGAAAACAAAUGAAGGUAUUAAUGAGUUAUUUGAUGAUAUUAUUAAAAAAAUACCGAAGGAUCAAUUUGUUAAGGAGGAUGCUCAAGCUAGACGACCAUCCACGAUACAAUUAAAUUCAAGUAUAGCAGACAACAGCACUGGUUGCAACUGUUGA
This is a messenger RNA of Naumovozyma dairenensis CBS 421, 672 nucleotides long. It is a transcript of the gene YPT10, whose product is annotated as Rab family GTPase YPT10. The record is from RefSeq and is a predicted model, not a curated record. Bases 1 to 672 code for a protein of 223 amino acids. Gene Ontology annotation, molecular function: GTPase activity; GTP binding. Gene Ontology annotation, biological process: intracellular protein transport. NCBI's taxonomy places the organism in Eukaryota, Fungi, Ascomycota, Saccharomycetes, Saccharomycetales, Saccharomycetaceae. Gene Ontology annotation, cellular component: endomembrane system. The transcript has a single exon.